AAGUGCUUCAUACAUCCAAUCCAUCACUUACACAACCAGUGCCCCCUCUCACCACCACCACCACCGCUAUCAAUUAACAUUUCCCACUUCUUUCAAUGCUGGAAUCAUUCUUCACUGGUAUACCCUUCCGAGAAUAAACACUAACGAAAAUCAACGACAGGAGAAUGAUUUUCUUUUCAUCUGUAUCAUCAUCACCAGCUCCUGCUCUCUACCUCCCAAGAAAAACCCCCAAUGUUCAUCACCUCUCAAAGCUUGGAAUCCGAAUUCAAUGUUGUUCACCGACUGUGUCAGUUUCAAGCCAAUCAAAAUCGACCCAGUUCGAUUUAAAGACUUACUGGACCACCCUUAUAGCAGAGAUCAAUCAGAAGCUAGACCAAGCUAUUCCAGUUCAGUUCCCAGAACAGAUCUAUGAGGCCAUGAGGUAUUCAGCUCUUGCUAAGGGUGCUAAACGGGCCCCACCUGUCAUGUGUGUUGCCGCUUGUGAGCUCUUUGGUGGCAACCGCCUCGCUGCCUUCCCUACUGCUUGUGCUCUUGAAAUGGUGCAUACAGCUUCGUUGAUUCAUGAUGAUCUUCCUUGUAUGGAUGAUGACCCUUCACGCCGAGGCCAGCCCUCAAACCACACAAUCUAUGGUGUUGAUAUGGCAAUCCUUGCUGGGGAUGCACUUUUUCCUCUUGGCUACCGCCACAUUGUCUCCCACACGCCCACAGGUCUUGUUCCGGAGCCACGCCUACUUCGUGUGAUUGCUGAGAUUGCUCGUGCUGUGGGAUCUACAGGAAUGGCUGCAGGGCAGUUCCUUGACCUUGAGGGUGGCCCCAGUUUCGUGGAGUUUGCUCAAGAGAAAAAAUAUGGUGAAAUGAGCGAGUGCUCUGCAGUUUGUGGAGGACUACUGGCUGGUGCUGAGGAUGAUGAAAUACAAAGAUUAAGGAGGUACGGAAGAGCUGUUGGAGUAUUGUAUCAAGUGAUUGAUGAUGUACUGGAAGCAAAAGCAAUGAAUAAAGAAAAUGAGGAGAAGAGAAGGAACGGGAAGAGUUAUGUUAGCCUAUAUGGGAUUGAGAAGGCAAUGGAGGUUGCAGAAGAGCUGAGAACACAGGCAAAGAAGGAAUUGGAUGGGUUUGCGAAGUACGGUGAUAGUGUCAUGCCACUAUAUAGCUUUGUGGAUUAUGCUGCAGAUAGAGGUUUCACUAUUGGAGAGUUGAGUUAACGAUGGUUAUUAGGUCCUUUUGUAAUGUUGGAGAAUCUUAGACUUACAGGUGACUUAUGGCUUGGGAUUACGGCAUUGACAUUUUGAUGGGUUUCCAAGUUGUAGGUAAAGUCCUUUUGGCUUGAGUUCAGUGUAGCCAGUUAGUUUUCCCUUACACAUUAUCAUUAACAAAACUCCAAUAUAGUGGCAAGGAUUAUGAGAUGGCGGACCAAGGGUGCCAAAAAUCCCAAAUGGAAGCAAGGAUGAUGAGAUGGGAUGAAUAUAUCCAAGGGCAAUUGGUUUGAACUCUGAAUAUUUUGUUUAGGCCUCUUUGGCGCCUAAUUUAGGAUAUGUUUUACUUCACUUCCCUUUGAGAGACUUCCAUUCAUGGAGUACUAUUAGAGAACAAUGCACUAUUUUGGUUUUGGUCUACGUGGGUGUUUGGCAUAGCUGUUGGAGAGGAACUGGUAGCCGUUUAAUUCGAAAUAACUAUGCGGAUGUGUUUGGUUUUUUU
Messenger RNA from Ricinus communis (castor bean), 1695 nucleotides. RefSeq names its product heterodimeric geranylgeranyl pyrophosphate synthase small subunit, chloroplastic. The record is from RefSeq and is a predicted model, not a curated record. The coding region runs from base 165 to 1202 and encodes 345 amino acids. Gene Ontology annotation, molecular function: prenyltransferase activity. The transcript is spliced from 2 exons. Gene Ontology annotation, biological process: isoprenoid biosynthetic process. NCBI's taxonomy places the organism in Eukaryota, Viridiplantae, Streptophyta, Magnoliopsida, Malpighiales, Euphorbiaceae.